Microdochium trichocladiopsis is the source of this 234-nucleotide messenger RNA. RefSeq lists its product as uncharacterized. Gene Ontology annotation, molecular function: DNA-binding transcription factor activity, RNA polymerase II-specific; RNA polymerase II cis-regulatory region sequence-specific DNA binding. The transcript has a single exon. The annotation marks the transcript as partial. Gene Ontology annotation, biological process: regulation of transcription by RNA polymerase II. Lineage: Eukaryota; Fungi; Ascomycota; Sordariomycetes; Xylariales; Microdochiaceae. The record is from RefSeq and is a predicted model, not a curated record.
AAGAAAGAGACGAUCCGUGAAAAGAACAGGACUGCCGCGACAAAGUACCGCAACAAGAUAAAGAAGGGCGCCGAGGAGCUGCAGGAGAUGGAGAGCCAGCUCUCCGAGAAGAACAGAAUUCUCAGCGGACAUGUCGAGUGCCUGCGUAACGAGAUCCUGUCGCUCAAGACAGAGAUCCUGCGGCACGGCACCUGCGAGAGCCCGCUGAUACAAGAGUACAUUAUGGAGACGGCC